AUGUGGGAUGGAGGGGCCUGUGUGUUCUGGGAUGGAGGGACCUGUGGGAUGCGGGGCAGAGGGACCCGUGGGAUUGCUUAUGGAGGGACCUGUGGGACCUGUGGGGUUUGGGAUGGUCAGACCUGUGGGGUUUGGGAUGGAAGGACCCAUGGGAUUUGGGAUGGAGGGAUGCAUGGGAUGCAGGACAGAGGGGCUUUUGGGAUUGGGGAUGGAGGGACCUGUGGAAUUUGAGAUGGAGAUACUUGUGGGAUGCAGGUCAAAGAAACCUGUGUGAUUUGGGACAGAGGGACCUGCAGGAUGAAGGGGAGAGGGACCUGUGGGAUUUGGGACGGAGGGACCCCCGGGAUUUGGGAUGGAAGGACCAGUGGGAUUUGGGACAGAGGGACCUGUGGAAUUUGGGAUGGAGGGACUUGUGGGAUGCAGGACAAAGAAACCUGUGUGAUUUGGGACAGAGGGACCUGCAGGAUGCAGGGCAGAGGGACCUGUGGGAUUUAGGACAGAGGGACCCACGGGAUUUGGGAUGGAAGGACCGGUGGGAUUUGGGACAGAGGGACCCCCGGGAUUUGGGAUGGAAGGACCGGUGGGAUUUGGGACGGAGGCACCCGGAGCUGCCCCUGUGCGGGCGGGAAGGACAGUCUGCAGCAUUUAUUACAUUUACAAAGCUGUAUCCAUACAAAUGUGUAACCAAGAACAAAUACCUGGAUAUCGGGAUAUCUUACAGGACAUUAAAACGCCGUACAGGAUGCAAACACACAGAGCCAUCGGGUUUGUACCACAGAGGGAAAAACCAAAACCAAACCACCCCAUCCCCGAGCCCCACACAAACCCCAGCCCGAGGCAGCCGCCUCCCACAGUCCAGCCUGGCCUAUUUACAAGGAGAAAAGGGGUGUCAAAGUCGAGACAAACGGAGCCCCCCCCCCAAAACCUGGAGCCCCCCAGCCCGGGGGAUGGGGACAAGAGACAAAAGUGGCCCCGUGGGGACCCUUCCCGGGGCCUCCCCAGCUCCUGGGGCUGUGCUAUAGCCGAGUCCGUGCCGGGGGUGCAGCACUUCCCAAAAAACAGUAAUUCCAAAUCAAAAGCUGCAGUGACAAACAUCCCGUGUUUUCCCGACCCUCGGGAGUCGGGCUGUCCCUACAAUUCCCGCUUUCCUUUGGUUCUCACCGUGCCCUGGGGGCCGUCGGGGCGCUGCAGGCGCUGCAGGCACUUUGCUAAUUCUUUUGUGUCCUUCAUCCCCCUCCCCGGCAAGGACAGGAGAGGAACCCUUGGGAUCUGCAUUCCCCGGGGCUCGUGUGCUUUUUUUUUUUCUGUCCGUGUGGGAAGUUGGUCCCUCCCCUCGGAGCCGCUCCACUCCCGCCCUAAGCACGGCAGCACCUUCCCACACUCGCCCCUCACCGAAGCCUCCUGGCUAAAGGCACUGUCCCCGUUCUCCACGGCGCCUUUCUUCUCCUCUCUGGAAACACAGGACAAAGUUUAUGGAGGAAUGAAGGGGUGGAGAGGAAGAAGAACCCCCCAGAAGGGCUGUCAGUGGAGGAGACAUCCACCAGCCAGGCUGUGGCUUCACCCCCCUCCAACUACUUCCAUGCCCAUUUCCAAUCCAGGCCCCUGCAACCACUGACUCCCCCCAAAACAGGU
This is a messenger RNA of Neopelma chrysocephalum (saffron-crested tyrant-manakin), 1632 nucleotides long. RefSeq lists its product as uncharacterized. Bases 521 to 1615 code for a protein of 364 amino acids. Lineage: Eukaryota; Metazoa; Chordata; Aves; Passeriformes; Pipridae. The transcript is spliced from 3 exons. The record is from RefSeq and is a predicted model, not a curated record.